This is a messenger RNA of Rhizopus microsporus ATCC 52813, 273 nucleotides long. RefSeq lists its product as uncharacterized. Bases 1 to 273 code for a protein of 90 amino acids. NCBI's taxonomy places the organism in Eukaryota, Fungi, Mucoromycota, Mucoromycetes, Mucorales, Rhizopodaceae. Gene Ontology annotation, molecular function: ATPase inhibitor activity. The transcript has 2 exons. Gene Ontology annotation, cellular component: mitochondrion. Gene Ontology annotation, biological process: negative regulation of ATP-dependent activity. The record is from RefSeq and is a predicted model, not a curated record.
AUGCUUUCAAGAUCAUUUCAACGCUCUUCUCGACUUCCUAUACUUCGUCUUACUAGACGAUUUACUACAUAUCACACAGGCAGUGAAGGCGCAACUGCAAGUACUGGUGCUUUUGGUGAAAAGGAAAAGGCUAUUGAAAAUCAAUGGGCCCGUGCACAUGACGCUGAAAAAAUCAAGCUAUUGCGUAAAGCAUUAGAGAAACAAGAACAGGAGACAGCUGCACUCAAGGACAACCUCAAUGAACUGGAGAAAAAGCACAAAAUUAACAAAUAA